AUGCCCAGUCCUCCCAGGGUCGGGGCGCUGUGGAUCUGCGCCAUGCUGUGGACCUCUGCAGGCGCCGGUGGCACCCCUCAGCCUGGCCCGGGGCGUGCUGCCUGCCCAGCCCCCUGCCAUUGCCAGGAGGAUGGCAUCAUGCUGUCAGCCGACUGCUCAGAGCUCGGGCUGUCUGUGGUGCCAGGGGAUGUGGACCCCCUGACGGCUUACCUAGACCUCAGCAUGAACAACCUCACGGAGCUUCAGCCUGGCCUCUUCCACCACCUGCGCUUCCUGGAGGAGCUGCGGCUCUCUGGGAACCAUCUCUCUCACAUCCCGGCACGGGCGUUCUCUGGCCUCUACAGCCUGAAGAUCCUGAUGCUGCAAAACAAUGAGCUCCGGGGGAUCCCCGCGGAGGCGCUGUGGGAGCUCCCCAGCUUGCAGUCACUACGCCUAGAUGCCAACCUCAUCUCCCUGGUCCCAGAAAGGAGCUUUGAGGGACUGUCUUCCCUCCGCCACCUCUGGCUGGAUGACAACGCACUCACCGAGAUCCCGGUCAGGGCCCUCAACAACCUUCCUGCCCUGCAAGCCAUGACUCUGGCUCUCAACCGCAUCCACCACAUCCCCGACUACGCCUUCCAGAACCUCACCAGCCUCGUGGUGCUGCAUCUGCAUAACAACCGCAUCCAGCAUGUGGGGACCCACAGCUUUGAGGGGCUGCACAAUCUGGAGACACUCGACCUGAACUAUAAUGAGCUACAGGAGUUCCCCGCAGCCAUCCGGACCCUGGGCCGACUGCAGGAGCUGGGCUUCCACAACAACAACAUCAAGGCUAUCCCAGAGAAGGCCUUCAUGGGCAACCCUCUCCUGCAGACCAUACACUUUUAUGACAACCCAAUCCAGUUUGUGGGAAGGUCGGCAUUCCAGGACCUGCCUAAACUGCACACACUAUCCCUGAAUGGUGCCACUGACAUCCAGGAGUUCCCGGACCUCAAGGGCACCACCAGCUUGGAGAUCCUGACCCUGACCCGUGCAGGCAUCCGGCUGCUCCCACCGGGAAUGUGCCAACAGCUGCCCAGGCUUCGAGUCCUGGAGCUGUCUCAUAAUCAGAUCGAGGAGCUGCCCAGCCUGCACAGAUGUCAGAAGUUGGAGGAAAUUGGCCUCCAACACAACCGGAUCUGGGAAAUUGGAGCCGACACCUUCAGCCAGCUGAGCUCCUUACAAGCGCUAGACCUAAGCUGGAACGUCAUCCGGUCCAUCCACCCUGAGGCCUUCUCCACCCUGCGAUCCUUGGUCAAGUUGGACCUGACUGACAACCAGCUGACCACACUGCCCCUGGCUGGGCUGGGGGGCUUGACGCACCUGAAGCUCAAAGGAAACCUGGCUCUAUCUCAGGCCUUCUCCAAGGACAGUUUCCCAAAACUGAGGAUCCUGGAGGUGCCCUAUGCUUACCAGUGCUGUGCCUAUGGUAUCUGUGCCAGCUUCUUCAAGCCCUCUGGGCAGUGGCAGGCAGAGGAUUUCCACUUGGAGGAAGAAGAGACCCCAAAGAGGCCUCUGGGUCUCCUCGUUGGACAAGCAGAAAACCACUAUGAUAUGGACCUGGAUGAGUUCCAGCUGGAGAUGGAAGAUGCAAAGCCACACUCCAGUGUCCAGUGCAGUCCAGUUCCUGGUCCCUUCAAGCCCUGCGAGCACCUGUUCGAGAGCUGGGGCAUCCGCCUGGCCGUUUGGGCCAUCGUGCUGCUGUCUGUGCUGUGUAACGGGCUCGUCCUGCUGACGGCUUUCGCGGGAGGCCCCGGCCCGCUGCCCCCGGUCAAGCUGGUGGUGGGAGCCAUCGCCGGCGCCAACACCCUGACUGGCAUUUCCUGCGGCCUCCUGGCCUCCGUGGACGCCUUGACCUUCGGCCAGUUCGCCGAGUACGGGGCCCGGUGGGAAGCCGGCGCGGGGUGUCAGGCCGCGGGCUUCCUGGCCGUGCUGGGCUCCGAGGCGUCCGUGCUGCUGCUCACGCUGGCCGCCGUGCAGUGCAGCGCGUCGGUGGCGUGCGCGCGCGCCUGCGGCAAGGCGCCGUCGGCGGGCGGCGUGCGCGCGGGCGCGCUGGGCUGCGUGGCGCUGGCGGGCCUGGCGGCCGCCCUGCCGCUGGCCUCGGUGGGCGAGUACGGCUCGUCGCCGCUGUGCCUGCCCUACGCCCCGCCCGACGGCCGGCCCGCCGCGCUGGCCUUCGCCGUGGCGCUCGUGAUGGUGAACUCGCUGUGCUUCCUGGUGGUGGCCGGCGCCUACAUCAAGCUCUACUGCGACCUGCCCCGCGGCGACCUGGAGGCCGUGUGGGACUGCGUCAUGGUGAGGCACGUGGCCUGGCUCAUCCUGGCCGACGGGCUCCUCUACUGCCCCGUGGCCUUCCUCAGCUUCGCCUCCAUGCUCGGCCUCUUCCCGGUCACCCCCGAGGCCGUCAAGUCCGUCCUCCUCGUGGUGCUGCCCCUGCCCGCCUGCCUCAACCCGCUGCUCUACCUGCUCUUCAACCCUCACUUCCGCGACGACCUCCGCAGGCUCUGGCCGCGCCCCGGGGCCCCGGGGACCCCAGCCUGCGCCGCCGCCGCCGCCGCCGCCGCUCCCGGGGAGCUGGAGAAGAGCUCCUGCGACUCCACCCAGGCGCUGGUGGCCUUCUCUGAUGUGGAUCUCAUCCUGGAAGCCUCCGAGGCCGGCCAGCCUCCUGGGCUGGAGACUUACGGCUUUCCCUCCGUGACCCUCAUCUCCUGUCAGCCGCCAGGGACACCCAGGCUGGAGGGGAAUCAUUUUGGGAACCCGCAAGCCUCCGUGAAUGGAGAACUGCUGCUGAGGGCAGAGGGAGCCUCGUUGGCAGGCCGGGGCUCCUCCGUGAGUGGGAGCUUCCGGCCCUCUGGCUCGCUCUUUGCCUCGCAUUUAUAAAUGUCCUCCAGCCCCAUUUGUCACUUUCCUAUCUCUUCCCACCCUUCUUUAUGCCCUCUGUGAAUGAUGGCUGCUUGUAAAACAAAUACAACCAAAACUGACCAGUGUGAUCCACCGCAAACGCCCAGGCAGUCUCCAUUGGUCUCUUUCUCUCUCUCUCCCCCCAUGGUCACAAUCAAUGAGUGCUUCCAGACUGAGUUUGACUCUGCCUUCUUAGGCUUCACAUCCAUGCCGACUUCCUCCCUGUCAGGUCCAAAGCUAUAAAACAGAACUGCAAAUUUGCUUAAGGGAAUAAAGGAAGUGGAAGACAGUGGAACUAUGGGGUGCCGAGAAAGCCAUGUUCAGGGCACAUGAGCAGUGCUACCUCAUGGAGAAAGGCCUGGAAGGGAACCACCAAAGACGUUGGGGCAUCUCCCCUUGGAACUCAUGGAUAAAAUACAAAAUGUCGUCUGUGUCCCAUCAGUCUUGACUUAUGCCAUGCAAAAGUACUUCCUGUUAAAACGUGCUCUGGAAGACAGCUAUGCUCACCAUUAUGCCACCAACGCAAAACAUGCUUUCUUAGAGAUUCAAAGUUAUGCUGAUGUGUUAAGGGCUGAUGUGUUAAGGGCGCUUGGGAUUCCUAGAGCAGUGAAGUUUAUUGAACGUUAUUUAAUCUGGUUCCUCAAAUUAUUUGAUGACAGGUUUGUUUGCUUUUCAUGGACUAUCUGUUAAUAUCUCACAGAACUUAGCACAGCUUCGUCCCAUAGGUUCAUCUCUGUACCAUCUAGUACUAACUACCCAGUGAUGCCACCCGCUUUGAAAGCCCUAAUUCUUGAAGCUCAACCUGGGGUGAAGUGCCAGAGGUCAUGUGACUGGUGAUUCCAUCAUCCAGAACAUACCGUCCAAACUCUACUGCCAUCUUGCUUCUAUUAGGGCAAGACUGAGGGGUAGCCUGUCCCAGGACCAGGGCAAGAGAAAGGAAUCUUUGUGUGUGCUCCCACCCCCAAACAUCAAUGGAACGUCUGCCCUUGGCAAGACAGAGGAUUCUUGGGUGCCGGCAACAUACACAGGAGAAAGUCUGUGGCUAUGUAGAUCACCUAUUUAUGGUUCUCCAUAAUGUGCAGCCUGCCAAUUCAUGCCAAGCUUGAUCCUUCCUUAUCCCAGAGCCUACUUCUGGGAGAAAGGGGUUGGCAAAGAGGCGGGGUAUUGUAUUGUUAGCAUUGCAUUUUAAGGAGCAUUGUAGGUAUUGGGACUCCUGGGCGCUCCCAACACACCCCAAUCUGAUCUUCCUGCCUCUCCCCUCAUGACCUUCCUUGCCUUAUACUUUGCCAAGUGCAGCUGAAGGUCUACAGAGUGCCUCCCUCCCCACUCCAAACACACGUGUUCAAUCUCAGGAUAGGAGGUGGGGAGAAGCCAAGACUUGGGAAUAGGUGAUACUUAUUCCCAAGAACCCCCAACAUCACUUGUAUGGUGAAUGCUCAGGCUGAGAGCCACUGGGACAUAGUUUUCUGUUUGAAUCCUGCUGUGAUGUUCAGCCGGACCUUCCUCCAUGGGCUGCACCAUUGAAAGAAGCUGAGAAGGCCCUCCUUCUAGGUUCAUAGUUCAAGUUUCUAUAGCUUAGCUUCUCUGCUGUCUCCCUCUGCCCUCAAUGCCCAGUGGAGAUUCUGACAUAAGUUAACAAGGCCACCUGAGCAGGGAUGGUGAGAUGAGGCAAAGACUACACAUGGAACUUGAGUCACGUCUGAAUCUCAUGUGAGUAGUGUGGACUUGUGCAAACUCUGAAGAUAAAUGUCAUAACCAUUUAAUAAUUCCUUAGGGUCUUAGCAUGGGGUCAGUGUCACAGUAGGAACUCACUAAUAAUGGUUCCAGGACCCCUGCUCUCUAUUUCCCCAGGGCUGACCAAGAGCCUGUGAUUGAAGAAAUUAGCAUCUUUUGGUACUGAAAAUUGAUGGUUUUCUGAGAUACGCCAGGGAUGACAAAAUUGGUAUGGUUCUGGAGAGCUUUCUAAAAAAGUCACCUUAUAUCCUUCCCUGUCCCUCCUUACUAGCCACCCUAGAUCAUUGUUACCUGGAUUUAGGGAGCCAAAUGUGACGUACAGUAGCCAUGUAUUAAACGUCUAGGAAUGAUAGGAAUUGUUCCCUGCAAGUAGUGGCUUUUACUAUGAAAAGUGGGCCAGCACUUCGGGUUGUGAGCUGUAGAGUGGACUGCUGUCACCUUGUUGUCUGCUUCUAAAUAUCUGGGCACCAGCCAAGGCUGGACUGUCUUAGCAGAGAAGAGGUGAGGAGGCAGUAGAAGUAUUUUCCAUAAAGUAUUGUCCAAAAGGCCUACCCAGGCAUGGAGGCACACAGCUGAAGCCCAGCACUUGGAACGUGGAGGCAGGAAGAUCAGGGGUACAAGCUCUUCCUCUAUUGUAUACUGAGCUUGAGGCCGACCUGGGCUACAUGAGACCCUGUCUCAAAGAAACAAAAAACACAGACUCUAGUUGAUGUACAUCUACCCAAAAAUAGGAUCAAAUAGCAAAAUUAGCGUUUUGAGCCGGGCGUGGUGGCGCACGCCUUUAAUCCCAGCACUCGGGAGGCAGAGGUAGGAGGAUUGCCGUGAGUUCGAGGCCACCCUGAGAUGACAGAGUUAAUUCCAGGUCAGCCUGGACCAGAGUGAGACCCUACCUCGAAAAACCAAAAAAAAAAAAAAAAAAAAUUAGCGUUUUGUGUUUGAAUUUCUAGCAGGUCAGUAUGUCAUUCCUAUGGUUAUCUCCCUUGUGAUUGGCAAGAGUAUGAAGAUUAUGUAUGUCUUUGAUUAAUCACAAAAAUCCAGAUUGUUUCAGUGCACAUGAAUCCUUUUCUUGUCAUUGUUUUUGUCAAUAAAAUCUUCCAAAAUAGUG
This is a messenger RNA of Jaculus jaculus (lesser Egyptian jerboa), 5758 nucleotides long. It is a transcript of the gene Lgr6, whose product is annotated as leucine rich repeat containing G protein-coupled receptor 6. Lineage: Eukaryota; Metazoa; Chordata; Mammalia; Rodentia; Dipodidae. Gene Ontology annotation, cellular component: membrane. Gene Ontology annotation, biological process: G protein-coupled receptor signaling pathway. Bases 1 to 2898 code for a protein of 965 amino acids. The transcript has 18 exons. The record is from RefSeq and is a predicted model, not a curated record. Gene Ontology annotation, molecular function: protein-hormone receptor activity; protein binding.